GUUCCGAAAACCAAUCGUGAGUGGCGCUAGCUGCGCCCUUGCACGGUGCGAGCUCUCGCGUAGAUUAUCAUGGCUCAUCCCCCGCGAGACAUGGUAGCUCGUUCACGAUUGGCGGUCGCGCUCCUGCUCCUAAUCUCGACCGCCUUCGCCGUCUCGAGCGCCGCUACGGCAGCCGAAUUUCCCUCCUCCUCUCUGAGCAGCAGCGGCGAUGGCGAAAGCAUUCGCAAAAGCGUUGGCGAAAGCCGUGGUCGCGGGCGUGCGCUGGCGGGAACGGUAACGCCGCUGGCGACGUGCUCGUCGUCGACGCUCGCCGGAUUCACGUCGUCCGUCGCCCUCGGCUCAAAGUACGC
Closterium sp. NIES-67 is the source of this 350-nucleotide messenger RNA. NCBI's taxonomy places the organism in Eukaryota, Viridiplantae, Streptophyta, Zygnematophyceae, Desmidiales, Closteriaceae. The record is from the annotation of a GenBank genome assembly.